Andrographis paniculata is the source of this 1599-nucleotide messenger RNA. Its product is annotated as probable (S)-N-methylcoclaurine 3'-hydroxylase isozyme 2. The record is from RefSeq and is a predicted model, not a curated record. Bases 28 to 1524 code for a protein of 498 amino acids. Gene Ontology annotation, molecular function: monooxygenase activity; heme binding; oxidoreductase activity, acting on paired donors, with incorporation or reduction of molecular oxygen. The transcript is spliced from 2 exons. Lineage: Eukaryota; Viridiplantae; Streptophyta; Magnoliopsida; Lamiales; Acanthaceae.
CCUCGAUCUCGAUUUUCAGAAAACAGGAUGAUCCAGUAUCUUCUUCUUCUUCUUCUUCUUCUUCUUGCUGUUCUAUUUUUCUUACACCAAUUAUCCUGCGGACCGUUGAAGCAUCUUCCACCAGGUCCGAAUCCAUGGCAGGUUUUGAAAACCCUACACCAAUUCAAAGACAAGCCUCACGUCGCUCUUUACAGCCUGGCCAAAACCUACGGCCCGCUAAUCUCCCUCAGGCUCGGGGGACAGCUGAUCGUCGUUGCUUCCUCGUCCGCAAUUGCUAAGGAGGUCCUAAAAAUCCACGACAGACCUCUGUCGGGAAGGUAUCUUCCAUCGGCGUGCUACCAGGUUCCAGGAGCUCUCUCAUCUCUUACCAUGUCCAGAGAAUGCAACGACGCCUGGAAAUUCCUACGCGCCGCCAGCCACCAGAGCAUCUUCUCGUCCAAAGCCGUCGACUCCGCCGCCAUGGCCGGCGUCAGGAAGGAAAGAGUCGAAGCAAUGGUGGCGCAUUUGGCCGGAAAAUUGGGGGAGGUCGUGAAACUCGAGGAGGUCGUGAGCAUGACAGUUUGUAAUAUUCUUACGACUGUUUUGGCAUCGACGGAUUUGAUGAAUGUGAAUGAUGAGGAUAAAAUUAGGGUUUUGGUGGAUGAAAUCGUGGAGAUGGCGAGUGCUCCCGGACUCUCCGAUUUGGUCCCGGCCCUCAAAAGCGUCGAUUUCUGGAGUAAAGCUAAUGGCGUGAAGAUGCAAGGGAAGAUGAGGCGUGUGUGGCAAGAUGUUGUCGGUGAAAGAAGACGACGUCCACGUAGCGGCGUCGUUUUGGAUUUCUUGGACGUUCUUGUCCAGAAUGACUUUCUUGAUGACCAGAUCAGUAUCAUAUUAACGGAGCUGCUGAUUGCUGGAACAGACUCGACUAUUAUUACAGUAACAUGGCUGAUAGUGGAGCUAAUCAGAAACCCACAGAUUCUCUCAAAAGUCCGUCUCGAAAUCGCAGAAUCAGCCAUUGAAGAAGAUGGAAGCUGCAAUGGAUCCAUAACGUUCGAUGAGUCGAGGUUAUCCAACUGCGAAUAUUUCCAGGCCUGUAUAAAGGAGACGUUGAGGCUGCACAUUCCAGGCCCGUUUCUGGUGCCACAUCGGGCCAUAGAAGCCUGUCGGGUGAGGAACUACAUCGUCCCUAAGGACAGCAUCGUACUUGUCAACGCCUGGGCGAUUCACCUGGAUCCUGAGACCUGGAAAGAUGCCUCCAGCUUCAGGCCCGACAGGUUCCUCCUACAUUCGGACAAGAUCGAUUUCGUCGGGCCUGAUCUCGAGUUCUUGCCAUUCGGAGCUGGAAGAAGAAUGUGCCCUGGAUAUCAUUUGGGGUUCAGAAAUGUACAGCUGGUGGUGGCAUCUCUGAUUCAUUGUUUCGAUUGGAGCCUGCCUGGUGGAGAAAACCCUAAAAAUCUUGACAUUGCAGAUAAGUUUGUGACAACUUUAAAGAGGGAGAAACCUCUGUACUUGAUUCCUAGAAUAAGGGAGAACUACGCUGUGUGAAUUGAACAUUUCACGUUUGUAAUAUUGGAAAUGAUUAAUCAAACUAAAUGUACGAAAAAAUUGCAGCAAUAUGAA